Thamnophis elegans (Western terrestrial garter snake) is the source of this 2283-nucleotide messenger RNA. RefSeq names its product vomeronasal type-2 receptor 26-like. Gene Ontology annotation, biological process: G protein-coupled receptor signaling pathway. Gene Ontology annotation, cellular component: membrane. The coding region runs from base 1 to 2283 and encodes 760 amino acids. Gene Ontology annotation, molecular function: G protein-coupled receptor activity. The record is from RefSeq and is a predicted model, not a curated record. NCBI's taxonomy places the organism in Eukaryota, Metazoa, Chordata, Lepidosauria, Squamata, Natricidae. The transcript is spliced from 6 exons.
AUGUGCAAUGACAAUAAACGGACUUACCGUUCCACUUUGGAGUUGCUCUUCCGAUCAGACCAGUUGGAUGUCAACUACAGAUGUGGUGUCAAGAAGAAUCUCAUUGUGGCCAUUGUUGGAGGAUUCGGGGCUGAUAUCUCAUUCUUCAUGUCAGAUGUCAUCAGUCUUUAUAAAAUCCCCCAGCUCGCUUAUGGCUCCUUUGCUCCGAAGAAGCAUGAAACAAAAAUGGCUGCUUCCUUUUACCGCAUGGCUCCCAAUGAAGACCUUCAGAUUACAGGGAUCAUCCAUUUGUUGAAGCACUUUGGAUGGACCUGGGUUGGCCUUCUAAUUAUGGACGAUGACAGUGGAGACAAUUUCCUCCAAGCUCUAGACCCACUUCUGUCGGAGAACAGGAUCUGCUCUGCCUUUGUGGAGAGAAUGCCCAAACAAGUAUUUUUUACUGUGUUUCAAAAUUCUGUCGUGUACAAGGUAAACAAUUAUUAUUUCUAUAGCAAAAUCAAUACAUUCAUAUUCUACGGGGACAGCACCACACUGAUGCUUCUGUUAAUGUUCCUUAAAUAUGAUUCCCUUUGGGCAAGAGUGCCCAAAAUAUGGAUUCUGAGUGCUCAGAUGGAUCUAAUGUUAACAAGCUUCCAUCGUCCCUCAGAUCUACAGUUGUUCGAUGGUGCAAUUUCCUUUGAUAUUCACUCCAAUGAAUUGCCGCGGUUCGGUGAAUUCCUUGGGGCCAUCAAACCAUUCCAGACCAAGCGAGAUAGUUUGGUGAAAGAAUUCUGGGAACAAGCCUUUGAUUGUAUACUUUCAGAGAACAAUCCACCAGGAGAAAGUGGUGAAGCGUGUACCGGGAAGGAAGAUCUGAAAAACCUUCCUGCGCAUUUAUUUGAAGUGACCGGACACAGCUACAGUAUCUACAAUGCAAUCUAUGCUGUAGCACAUGCUGUUGAUGGCAUGAACUUACUCAGGUCUAAAUACAAAAGAGUGACAGGGAGUAGAAGGGUUGAACUUCAAGAUCAAGACAUAUGGAAGUUCCACCGGUUUCUCCAAGGCCUUUCAUUCAACAAUUCACUUGGGGAAACUGUGUCCAUCAGCCAUCAUGGAGAAGUGUUUUCUGGAUUUGAUAUGAUAAAUGUGGUCAUGUUUCCAAAUAAUUCCUACCGCAAAGUGAAAAUCGGAAAGAUGGAUCCCACAGCACUUCAAGGAAACGGAUUUGUGAUUCACGAAGAUUUAAUUGUGUGGCACAAAUAUUUUAAACAGGUCUUGCCCCGUUCACUGUGUACUGAUCCAUGUCCUGCUGGCUCUCAGAAGAAAAAGAAAGAAGGAGAGAAAUUUUGCUGCUAUGAUUGUGAUCUGUGCUCUGAAGGAAAGAUAUCAAACAUGUCAGACAUGAUUGCCUGUUCAGAAUGUCCAGAAGACCAAUAUCCAAGUAAGGACAAAGUUCGAUGCCUCCCCAAAAUCAUAACUUUCCUAACCUUCGAGGAACCUUUAGGGAUCAGUUUAGUUGUGGUUGCUGUUUUAUUUUCAGUCGUGACCAUCCUCAUACUUGGAAUAUUUAUUAAUUAUAAAGACACCCCUAUUGUUAAAGCGAACAAUAAGGAGCUCACCUACACUCUCCUCAUCUCCCUUCUGCUUUGCUUCCUUUGCUCUUUCCUCUUCCUCGGAAAACCUCUCCAAUUGAUUUGCUUCCUGAGACAAUCCGUGUUUGGCAUUAUCUUCUCUGUGGCCAUUUCUUCUGUGUUGGCCAAAACCAUCAUGGUCAUUGCAGCAUUCAUGGCCACCAAACCAGGAUCCAGCAUGAGAAAAUGGUUGGGGAAAAGACUGUCCAUCUUAAUUGUUUUUUCUGGGUCCUUCAUUCAAGGAGUCAUUUGUAUAGUGUGGAUGAUCACUUCUCCUCCCUUUCCAGAACUUAACAUGCAAUCAAUGACUGAAGAGAUCAUAGCAGAAUGUAAUGAAGGGUCUGUUGUGAUGUUUUGUCUUGUCUUGGGCUACAUGGGGCUUCUGUCUCUGGUCAGCUUCAUGGUGGCUUUCCUGGCUAGGAACCUGCCCGACACAUUCAAUGAAGCUAAGUUCAUCACAUUUAGCAUGCUGGUGUUUUGUAGUGUUUGGUUAACUUUUGUUCCAACGUACGUGAGCACCAAAGGAAAAUAUAUGGUAGCUGUGGAGAUCUUCUCCAUCUUAGCUUCCAGUGCUGGGUUAUUGGCCUGUAUCUUCUUCCCCAAAUGCUACAUUAUUUUGCUGAGGCCUGAGCUCAACAGCAAAGAGCAACUUGUAAAGAAAAAGCAUUUCUGA